Messenger RNA from Neolamprologus brichardi, 3039 nucleotides. It is a transcript of the gene il23r, whose product is annotated as interleukin 23 receptor. Gene Ontology annotation, molecular function: protein binding. The record is from RefSeq and is a predicted model, not a curated record. Lineage: Eukaryota; Metazoa; Chordata; Actinopteri; Cichliformes; Cichlidae.
AAGUUAACAUGCUUGACCUUCAAGCUUGCACUGGAAAGGAUGAGACAUUCAGUUAAAAGCUCUUCCUCCGCCUCAUGUUAGGCAGCUCACUCCAGUGCUCCCGCACGCAGAUGACUGAGCUGCUGAAGGGGUUCUUCGGGAUUCAGAAAAAUGAGCUGAGAUGACUGUCUCCUCAGUCAUUUCGAGAUGUAUUAUUGUACUUCUUACUUUUUCUAUCAAUUACUUCCCUCUUCUGCCUGUUGGCUGCCUAAGAGCGAUCACUACUGGGUACCUGGUUGUAGAGCCAGCUCCACUCUUUCUCAUGGGCUCAAAUCUGACGGUGUACUGCCACACCGAUAAAUGUGAUAGGAGUGCCGAGAUAUACAUGGUGCUAAAUCGCAAGACUGUGGAUAAAUGGGAGAGACUCAACUGCACUACAGUGAAAUUCUAUCUGCCCAGCAUAUGGAUCCCACUGUCUACAGCGGUCUGCAGUAAUCGUAUGCAAAGAGUUGUCACUGGAGUGGAUCUACGAGCUGGCCUGCCUCCAGAUAAACCUGACACUAUAACAUGUGAAACAGCAAGGAGCUCAUCCUUAAUAAACUGCUCGUGGACGAGGGGGCAGGAAACGUACCUCCCUACUCUCUACAACAUUUCUGUAAACAGGGAAAAUGGGAGUCAGAUACGUCUAUUUCAAAUCCAGGAUGCUGACAAAAUCGCCAUACCACGAAGAAUGUUUGAUGAAAACACUACAUUCCUGAUCACUAUCACUGCUUCCAACCACUUUGGAACAUCACAGUCCGAUCCAGUCGUCCUACGUGUGAAGGACAUAGUGAUUCCCGAUGCACCUAUUAUUAUGCGGAUAGAGUUUCAGAGCAAUUCCGUAGCAGCCACAUUGCAAUGGAAAAGCAAUGAAUCCUCGGUUCAUCUCAGACCUCAUGUCAUGCUGCGCACAAACAACACUUCCUGGGAAAUGAGAGCGGGCGUGGAACUUGGUAAGAAUCUCAUACGGGUAGAUAAUCUAACACAUCUGACUGAGUAUGAGUUCCAGAUGAAAAUAUGCAACACAGCACCUGUGCUGACACAUACCAACGCAAGUAGUAUUACCGCCAGAAAGGCAUUGCUUUGCAGCAAAUGGAGCCCGUCUGUGAGGAAGAAAAGCCCUGGAAAAGGUCCAUCCCAGCAGUUGCAAGUUUGGAGGAAGGUGGAGAGGCAGGGAACAGACAGCCAGAGGAACGUGACUGUUUUGUGGAAGCCUCUACCACGAGAGGAUUUCAGUGGCAAGGUGAUUGAGUAUGACAUCUUUCUGGAUAACGGUCUGAAGCUUAAAACCUGUGCUGCCGAGUGCAUCCAGUGUUCAGUUCAGCUACCAGCAGAGGUUAGCAGCCUGAGCAUCAGUGCGGUCACCACAUAUGGAAAGUCGCCACCAGCUGAUGUAAUUCUCAGACAAUCAGGUGUCCCUGGAUCUCUUCUGAUCAAAUUGAGCCCUGCUGCUGAUGGUGCUGUGUUUGUUUCCUGGUCGUGGACAACAGGAAACUACCCAUCGACACAGGAGGAAGAACUGCGGUAUUACGUGAUAGAAAGGACAAAUGUAUCUGGAGAAGGGCUGUGGUGGCAAAAGUUGGCCAAAGAUCUAAACAGCACAUCAAUCACAGGUUUGGCUCCAGGUGAGAGGUAUAACAUCUCUCUGUAUGCUGUGACCACCAGAGGUGUCAGUGCUCCAUCAUCCAUACUGCUCUACUCCAAAGAACAGAAGCCACUUUCUGGUCCAAGCCUCUCUGUGCUGGCCCACGAGGCCAGACGCAUCCAGAUCCAGUGGGAGGAGCUGCCCGUAUACCAGCAGAGGGGUUUCAUCACAAAGUACAACAUCUAUUGCAAAACACUGGAAUCCAAAGACAAAGAAUUAAAUAAGACUGUGUCUGCACCUGGUCCAAGGCAGGAGUGGUUGAACUGUCCUGAAGGAGCUGUGGUUCUGCAAAUGACUGCAUCCAACUCAGCAGGAGAAGGACCGCGAGGGCGCCAGAUCUCCUCUCAGCCUGCAGCUCCUCCAGUUGGCCUGGUGGUUGUGUGUGUUUUCAUCGUUGCUAUCUUCAUUGCGAUCAUAACCAACCUGAUGUGCUGGAGAUGCGUGAGGGAAAGGAUCAAACAGAAAUGUAUAUCCUGGGGACCUGCCUGGCUAGUUGAAAACUUGCCAAAACCUGGACACAGUAAUGCCAUCAGACUAUUGGAGCACGACGGAGUCGAACCAUUAUUCUCGUGCACCCACAAUGACCCUCCACUGUCCCCCAUCACUGUCAUCUCCCAGGAGGAAAGGGAUGAAAUCUACCCCAACAUCCAUGUUGAAGAGCCCCAGAUUGGAUCAGGACCACUGACAGUGAAAACACCUUUCCUGAUGUCAGAUACUGAGAAAAUGCUUGUUGACAGAAGGCUCGAGCAUGUUGGCUACAAACCCCAGAUUGGCAUGAUGACUUCAGAAGAAGAGGAGGUGAAUGAAGUGGAGGAGAAGCAGAUGGACACUUCAUCAAAUGGGGAGGACGGCAGUUGUUCAAGUGUGUUUGAAGGAUUACUGAGUGGCUUGUUGUUGAGUGUGGAUGUGAAUUCCUCUUAUUCAUCUCGGGAACGUACUCACGGCUUUUUGAAUGAUCGUCUGAGACCUAAACCUCCUGAACCAAGCACAAUAUCUAGAGGCUUUCCGUUCUUACAACAACAUAGAGGGACUGUGGAUGAAGUAGAAACAGACUCUCCAUCUCCGGACUUGCCACAGGAUGAGAUUAUGACUCCUGACGCAGCAGACCCCAGCUUGUCUCAAUGUACUGGUGAGAUAAUACUGUUUGGCGGUUACUUCCCUCAGAUUGCUGCCGUCAGCAGUGAUCAACUGUAGCAUGGACGAUGGGGACAACGCAAAGAAAAAAAGAUAAACCUGCACUACAAAGAAAGCAUUAUCAAAGCACCUUAUCGCUUGAAAUGAUGAUUUCAGUAACUUUGUGCGAUCAGAAUGAAAAUCUGUCUGAAAUUGUUGUCAAAAAACAAAUUCAUGAAAUAAAUUUAAAGCAAAAAAAAAAA